AUGCUUCAUCUGUUCUUUGCAGUGGCGUUUUCUGCAGUGCCUUUGACUCUUUAUAUACCUCCUAUGAGAAGCUUGAAUCUUUUUGUGGAAACUAUGGAGGAUCUUUGUAGGGAAUCAAGUGUUUAUACUGGAAGGAUGUACCCCAGGCUAAGAAAUGCUUGGGGUAGGAUCUUGAAUUGUAUGCUUUGUGUUACUACAAGGUAGAUUUUUCAAGAUUCAUGGUCUGAUCAAUCUUCAAGAUUCUGGAAUUAACUAAGUUAGCAAAGUUGAAGCCUUUUUUGCUUUGUAAAUAAUAUGUUUUGGUCCUCCUUUGUUUUUUCUCUUUUCAAGUUGUACCUAAAAUAACUCUGGUUUUGUGAAUUGUUUGGUGGUUUUCUUCUUCUCUUUGGUUUAGAGAUUUGAUGGUACUUGUUAAAUCAAGAGGGUUAAUAAAAGGGUUAUUUUAGGUUGCAA
Molecule: messenger RNA, 453 nt
Organism: Capsicum annuum
Lineage: Eukaryota; Viridiplantae; Streptophyta; Magnoliopsida; Solanales; Solanaceae
Exons: 1
Coding region: 1-204 (67 amino acids)
Source: RefSeq, a predicted model, not a curated record